AGCGCUGACGCCGGGGAUCCCUCAGCCUCUGGCCUGGGAUUCCCUGCGCAGCCAACAACAGAAAGAAGAAAAGCAGCUCCCACACAGAGCCUCCCGGCUGCUCAGACCUUGCCCAGCACACCGGAUUCCCAGCUCCGAGACCCGGGACUCCUCCUGUCCUGGGCCGAACGCUCUUUUAGCGCAGUAGAGUGCACUUUCUCCAACUGGAAAAGCGGGGACCCAGCGAAAACCCGAGCGAACGAUGGGAGGGAGCUGGGCGCAGAGGCGCCGGGCCGGCCGGCGGCAGGUACUAUUUCCUUUGCUGCUGCCUUUGUUCUACCCCACGCUGUGUGAGCCGAUCCGCUACUCGAUUCUGGAGGAGCUGGCCAAGGGGUCGGUGGUGGGGAACCUCGCUAAGGAUCUAGGGCUCAGUGUCCUGGAUGUGUCGGCUCGCAAGCUGCGAGUUAGCGCGGAGAAACUGCACUUCAGCGUAGACGCGGAGAGCGGGGACUUACUUGUGAAGGACCGAAUAGACCGUGAGCAAAUAUGCAAAGAGAAAAGAAGAUGUGAGUUGCAAUUGGAAGCUGUGGUGGAAAAUCCUUUAAAUAUUUUUCAUGUCAUUGUGGUGAUUGAGGAUGUUAAUGACCACGCCCCUCAAUUUGAUAAAAAGGAAAUACAUUUAGAAAUUUUCGAAUCUGCAUCCGCUGGUACACGACUAUCGCUUGACCCUGCGACGGAUCCUGAUAUAAACAUAAACUCAAUUAAAGAUUAUAAGAUAAACUCUAAUCCUUAUUUUUCAUUAAUGGUUAGAGUUAAUUCCGAUGGUGGCAAAUACCCAGAGUUAUCUCUGGAGAAACUCCUAGACCGGGAAGAACAGAGAUCUCAUAGCUUGAUAUUGACUGCCUUGGACGGAGGGGACCCACCAAGAAGUGCCACCGCUCACAUAGAAAUUUCUGUCAAGGAUACCAAUGAUAACCCCCCGGUUUUCAGCAGAGACGAAUAUAGAAUUAGUCUUAGUGAAAAUCUGCCCCCUGGGUCCCCCGUGUUGCAAGUGACAGCCACUGACCAAGAUGAGGGGGUCAAUGCUGAGAUAAAUUACUACUUCCGAAGCACUGCCCAGAGCACAAAACAUAUGUUCUCAUUGGAUGAGAAAACAGGUAUGAUUAAGAAUAACCAGUCAUUUGAUUUUGAAGAUGUAGAAAGGUACACCAUGGAAGUGGAAGCGAAGGACGGAGGUGGUCUCUCUACCCAGUGUAAAGUAAUCAUAGAAAUCCUGGAUGAAAACGACAACAGCCCAGAAAUAAUCAUCACUUCUCUCUCUGAUCAGAUUUUGGAGAAUUCCCCUCCAGGAAUGGUUGUUGCCCUCUUCAAAACACGGGACCUGGAUUUCGGAGGAAAUGGAGAAGUCAGGUGUAAUAUAGAAACAGACAUUCCAUUCAAGAUUUAUUCUUCUUCCAAUAACUACUACAAACUGGUGACAGAUGGAGCCCUGGACCGAGAGCAGACACCAGAAUACAAUGUCACCAUCGUAGCCACUGACAGGGGCAAGCCGCCCCUUUCUUCCAGUAGAAGCAUCACCUUGUAUGUCGCUGACAUCAACGACAACGCCCCAGUUUUCGACCAGACAUCCUACGUGGUUCACGUGGUCGAGAACAACCCCCCAGGAGCCUCCAUUGCGCAAGUGAGCGCCUCUGACCCGGAUUUGGGGCUCAAUGGCCGCAUCUCCUACUCUAUCGUGGCGAGUGACCUAGAGCCCCUGGCGCUGUCGUCAUACGUGUCAGUGAGCGCGCAGAGCGGGGCGGUGUUCGCGCAGCGCGCCUUUGAUCACGAGCAGCUGCGCGCCUUCGAGCUCACGCUGCAGGCCCGCGACCACGGCUCGCCCACGCUCAGCGCCAACGUGAGCCUGAGCGUGUUGGUGGGAGACCGCAAUGACAACGCACCGCGGGUGCUGUACCCAGCUCUGGGUCCUGACGGCUCCGCGUUCUUCGAUACGGUGCCUCGCUCUGCAGAGCCCGGCUACCUAGUGACUAAGGUGGUAGCGGUGGACGCCGACUCGGGACACAACGCCUGGCUGUCCUACCACGUGCUGCAGGCCAGUGAGCCCGGGCUUUUCAGCCUGGGGCUGCGCACUGGGGAGGUGCGCACGGCUCGAGCCUUAGGCGACAGGGACGCAGCCCGCCAGCGCUUGCUGAUAGCUGUGCGUGACGGUGGAGAGCCGCCACUCUCUGCCACCGCCACGCUGCAUCUGGUAUUCGCAGACAACUUGCAAGAGAUACUGCCAGACCUCAGCGACCGCCCUGUACUCUCUGACCCCCAGGCUGAACUGCAGUUUUACCUGGUGGUGGCCUUGGCCUUAAUCUCAGUGCUCUUCCUCCUCGCCGUGAUUCUGGCCAUUGCCUUGCGCCUGCGACGCUCUCUCAGCCCUGCUACUUGGGACUGCUUCCAUCCUGGUCUCUGUGUCAAGUCUGGACCUGUAGUUCCCCCCAACUACAGUGAGGGGACUUUGCCUUAUUCUUAUAAUCUGUGCAUUGCCCAUACGGGUACAAAAGAGUUUAAUUUCCUAAAAUGCAGUGUGCCCAUACAUUCCAAUGAAGACAUGGUUUGCAGUGUUUCUCCUGGAGCCUUAAUUCCACCUCAUGGUGGGGAGGAUUUGACUUCACAUCCUGAGACUCUAACUUCGGUGAGUUUCUCUUUUUUAUGUGUGAUUUAUCUAAUAGUCUACUAGUUUCUCAUAUUUUGGGCAUACUACUUUAUUUUCAUAUCUAGAAUCAUAUGUUUAAAAUCCAUAGCUUUUUACAAUAUUUUCUCAAUGUUUUUUCAAUUAUAGUUUUCACUAUAUUUGGUUCAUAAGUUGCUCUAUCUUUUUGUAAAAGAAUGUCACCAGAUUGAAGAUAUUUUGUCUUUGUCUUUUAUUUUAUUUAUUUAUUUUUUUUUUGAGAUAGAGUCUCGCACUGUUGCCCAGGCUGGAGUGCAGUGGCGUGAUCUCUGCUCACUGCAACCUCCGCCUUCUGGGUUCAAGCGAUUCUCCUG
Molecule: messenger RNA, 3009 nt
Organism: Pongo pygmaeus (Bornean orangutan)
Lineage: Eukaryota; Metazoa; Chordata; Mammalia; Primates; Hominidae
Gene: PCDHGB6
Product: protocadherin gamma subfamily B, 6
Exons: 1
Coding region: 242-2704 (820 amino acids)
Biological process (GO): homophilic cell-cell adhesion
Cellular component (GO): plasma membrane
Molecular function (GO): calcium ion binding
Source: RefSeq, a predicted model, not a curated record